AUACGGAAAAUGCGCGUGUAAAAAAAAUAAAAAUCAAUGAUGAUUCAUUUAUUCCGUUACAGAAGAAGAGAGCAGAAGCUUCUUCUUGGUUAUACCUUGACAGACAAAUCAGCGAGUGGGAACAUUUUCAUUUUGUGUUUGGUGGAGAUGCCUAUUAGGAGCUUGGUAGAGGUGGAGCCACCAAGCCCACUGAGAUACUUGAUCGGUGCCGCCGUUAUGAUGAUCGGAGUAGUGUUACCCGUCGGUUACAUGAUGUUCCGUAACAAGCGCGUCCCCUCCUCUUCCUCCUACUCCAAACAGACGAACAAGGUUUUGAUUUGAUAUAGAGAAUUAGAGAUGUGCUGAGGCCUGAUGAUGAUGGUGGCGGCUAUGAUGUGAGAAGCCUAUGGUUUAGUGGAUUUGGAUUGAUUAACUUAGAGGCUUCAGCAGAUAUGCCAUUUGUUCAAUUGUAAAUGCAUUUUGACUUCCCAAAUCUUCUUAGUGCUUUUUCACUUCAUUCUGAACUCAUACAUGCUGCCUGUUUUUCCAUCUAGAUACACUUGGUCUUCAUAUUGUGUAGUACAAAAAAAAUUCAAUGCACGGGAUUUGCUUUUAUUUGUUUAUUUGUAAGCUAGAAGAAAGAUCUGACGGUUGCUGCUUCCUUUAACUAUUUGAUCAUGGUUUUUUUCUAUGAGGAUACUCAA
Molecule: messenger RNA, 683 nt
Organism: Glycine soja
Lineage: Eukaryota; Viridiplantae; Streptophyta; Magnoliopsida; Fabales; Fabaceae
Exons: 3
Coding region: 37-321 (94 amino acids)
Cellular component (GO): Golgi apparatus
Source: RefSeq, a predicted model, not a curated record